AAAAAUGUUAUCUUAACUAGCAAAACACUUGAGCUGGAUGCUUCGACUGUCGUGCGGUUAUUAAAUUGGCUGAACGUUGAGUUCGCUGUCGGUGAGCGCAUUUAAAUAUCGCUGUCCAUAAUGUGAUCUUGGUCGGCAAAAUACUAAUAGAAUAUUGCAUUUGGUCGUCCUUCGAAACUUCAUUGCCAAUACCAAUAGGAUUCGACAGAUUACAGGAAGAUCAAGCAGCGAACAGGAAGAUCAAGCAGCGAAUAACUAUAGUCCUAUAGUUGAACGUUAUGUGGUUAGAUAUGACAAAAGUUGAUGGAACAACAGAAAAGAACAGAAGAGAACUUUUAUUAGGCAUACACAUUAACAUGUUAGUGGUUUAAGUCUUUCAAAUGGCGUGUUCUAAACAUUAUACCAAAUGGUUUGAAGAAAAAGACAAUCGCAAUUGGCUGAAAGUUUCGGUUGGAUUGAUAAUUACCAAACGUGGACUUGCACCAUUCGUAGAAAAUACAUUGGACACGUGGAAAAACGUCCAAGUCGCGCCAGGAACCAACUGCUCCGCGUGUUCUACAGCAGAACUGGUACCAUGUGACCAUCGAAAUAAAAUUUGUAAAGGAAAGCAUUGCAAGUUCCAUCAAGGUGUAACAUAUCGUCCGUGCCCGAACAAGAUUUGUGAUGCAUUUCGACAAGAAAUUAUAACACAACAUAGAUUUAAAGGUCCAUCCUGGCGAAAUACAAAUGCCCGUGAUUGGUGCUCAAAUACAUGGGAGGUGGCUAAAGCUUUCUUACCGCCAGACGGAUAUGACAAGAUCACCACAUCUGAUGAUACAGAUUUGAACGGCGUUGUCAGUGUUCUCAUCAACUGUCUCCUUUUUGAGCAAUACAUCCCCGAUCUAGCAAUCGAUGGAAAUAACGUUGGUACCAAGGUUCGCGACAUUGGAAGGAAACUGCGACACGCAUCAAAACUCGAAGUAACUGAUGCUGACCUAAAACAAUGGUUCGACGACAUGCGUGCAUUGUUCCUUGUACCGAAACAUCUGGCGGCGAAUACCAAUGCGCAGAAUACCGUCGACCUAUUGAACAAAUUGGAGACAGACAAUUUGCAAAUCGAAAGAACGGACAUCAUGGCUGCCAUAAACGAUGUAGUCACUUCACUAGAGCACCUUUCAUCUACCAUAGAUCCUGAAGCUCUGAAUGAUACCAUUGACAAACUUCACGAAAUCAAGCAGGAGAUUGAAAAAGAAGCUGAAGAACAUAGACGUACCAUUGAUGUUUUGGCCAAUGAGAAAAAGACUGAGUUAAAACAGCUUGCCAUAGACUUGACGGAUGACAUUGAAAAAAAAAGUCAAAAUGAUCAGCACCGUCAAACAAAGUUCGAAGAAGAUAUCCUACGGGAGGUCAAGCCUUGUAAAGAAGUAAAUGAAGUUUUUGAAACAAUAAAAGCAAAGUCUGGACCUAUCAUUUCAAUGUUCCAAGACCUGUUCUCAAGAACCUUGACUACGCAUGUUGGAAAUCAGUUCAAACACACAAUCUACGCAAUGAUCGAUUUUGAGCUAGUUGUAGUCGACAAUAUUAUAAAGGAUGUGGAAGCGAGUGCAAGAAGCAUAGAUGGCGGUUUUGAAUAUUCGACAAAAGUAUCUAGUAGAUACAGUCAAGCAGGUUUUAAGGAAAUUGCCCCAGAGAGAAAUGCCCGAGAGCCGUUCAGGUAUUCUUCUUCAGUUGCUAAACCCGUGUUCAUCUGGAUCUACUUCGUUGAUCAGAAUAAUAAAUACUACUGGUUGUGCAAGGGGCUUAAAAGGAUACCAGAUCAAAGUGUGUUCGUUGAUCGUGAUGGCAAAGUAAAUGAUGCUAAAUAUGGAACUCUGUUCACGCCGGCAAAUUAAACUUUUAUUUCACAGUUCCGCAUGAUGCGGAACUUCAAGUGUGCGAAAUUGCUAAAUUUAUAACGAAUGUGAACACGUGUUUGUCAAAUGCACGAAGAACAAUUUUCUAUGAUCAAAGCUUUCAUUUUCAUAGCUUUUUCUACUACUGUCCGCAUUUUUGAAGGUGUUUGUCUUGUCUCUCCGGAUGAGUAUGUUGAGUUUGCUAAAAGAAAGUUUGGGGAAAACACAAUCAAAAUUUAAGUACAAUAAUUCAAAUUAUAACGCAAAAUCGACGCAAGAAUCUGGAUAAUUUUUCGUAAUUAUAGCUUUUUGCAAUGUGUGCUUUUAGUGUUCAGUUUGUGAUUUUUUUAUCUUUGGUUUGUCCACGAAGAAGGCAUACAAUUUUCCACAAGAACACAGCUGGUAUCAAGUGACAGAGACAGUUGUAAAUAAAUGGAAAACACUAUUAACUGUAAUCUCUUACGAGACGACAUAACUAUCUACUAGUCGCCAGCGGAGAUUUCACCAAAUACAGAGCUAUAUUACUAUGUACGUGUUUGCCUGUGGGUUUGUACCCGAAUAAGAGACACUAAUCCUAUGUACGUGUUUGCCAGUGGGUUUAUAUCCGAAUAAGAGACUGUAUUACUAUAUACGUGUGUUGCUAGUGGGUCUGUACCCGAGAACAUAGUUUAUUACUAUAUACGAGUUUGUAUCCGAAUAAGAGACUUUAUUACUAUAUAUGUAUUUGCCAGUGAGUUUGUACCGAAUAAGAGACUUUAUUACUAUAUACAUGUUUGCCAGUGAGUUUGUACCGAAUAAGAGACUUUAUUACUAUGUACGUGUUUGCCAGUGAGUUUGUACCGAAUAAGAGACUUUAUUACCAUGUACGUGUUUGCCAGUGAGUUUGUACCGAAUAAGAGACUUUAUUACUAUGUACGUGUUUGCCAGUGAGUUUGUGCCCGAAUAAGAGACUUUAUAACUAUGUACGUGUUUGCCAGUGAGUUUGUGCCCGAUUAAGGGACUUUAUUACUAUGUACGUGUUUGCCAGUGAGUUUGUACCGAAUAAGAGACUUUAUUACUAUGUACGUGUUUGCCAGUGAGUUUGUGCCCGAAUAAGAGACAGUAUUACUAUAUAUGUGUGUUGCUAGUGUGUGUGUAUCAUAAAACGAGGCAUUGUUACUAUCUUUGUAAAAUAAUAAAUUAAUUCUUUAUUACUAUAUUUGCAUUUGCAAAGGAACUUGUAACAUAGUGCGAGACUUACCUUCUACGUUUUUACCAGUGGAUUUGUACCGCUCCAUCAUCUAUUGUAAUGUUUUUACCGCUUGUUUGCUUGCAGUUUUCCGCUACUUUAGAAACAGUCUAAUAAACAGUCACAAUAUCA
Messenger RNA from Mya arenaria, 3231 nucleotides. RefSeq lists its product as uncharacterized. The record is from RefSeq and is a predicted model, not a curated record. The transcript has 8 exons. The coding region runs from base 381 to 1871 and encodes 496 amino acids. NCBI's taxonomy places the organism in Eukaryota, Metazoa, Mollusca, Bivalvia, Myida, Myidae.